Molecule: messenger RNA, 576 nt
Organism: Mycena citricolor
Lineage: Eukaryota; Fungi; Basidiomycota; Agaricomycetes; Agaricales; Mycenaceae
Source: the annotation of a GenBank genome assembly
AUGGGGUCCCUGCUUCUCAGCACGCCCAAAAUCACUUCCCGGACAAAUCCCAUCCAUCCUCCUGUCAUCCAGACUAUGCCCUCUGCACUGCCGCAGCCAGAUUGGUCACUGGUGCUCCAAGGUUCAAGCACAGACAGCUGGAAAUCACGGCAUCAGCUUGAAUCUGAGUUGACUGAACUGCGGGCACACCUAAAACGGGCCCAAGUGCAGUCGCAGGUGCAGUCACAAAUGCUUCAAGAGGGUCAAGCCCAAUGCCUGUCCUCCAAUGAGUUCUUUGAUCAAGUGCGGAGCAUAGAGAUGGAGAAACAGGAGAAGAAUGCAGAGAAAUUGAGAAAAAAGGCUUUGAGAGAUGAUAAAAAGGCUGCAAAAGCUGCUCUGGAGGAGCAGUGGGUCAAGAUCAAAGAGGACCACACCGUUAAGGUGGCCAAAUGGGAAAAGGAAUGUGCGAAAAUGGUUGGGAAAGGUGCCCGGAAGAAGGACUUACUAGCCAAGCCCAAGUGCACUAAGAAACCACGGCUCCAGGAGGAUGCAGAUGACGAUGACGACAAGGAUGACGGUUGUCAAGAUGAAUCAUAG